CUGUUGUUGGCUUGACAACACUGUUACUGUGACAACAUCCUUCGAGCGCUGCUGCCCUUGACUGACCCACGUGAGGCAAUCUAGCCUCUCAGAAUCUUGCUUCGCCGGUAUAGCUAUCGAAAGUAACUAGCUGAAGGGCUUAAAUCGGAGAGAAUUGGUUCCAACAUCUACUUGUUUCAGUCUUACGUUCUGCUCCACUUAAUUUGACGUCCGGUUAAAAAUGUCUGGUCACAGUAAAUCGGUGCUGUUUUUACUGCAGCGGUGUGUCGCAGUUGGGCAGGUAACGUUGUCAACGGGGAUCAAAAAGGGCAGCGUUUUGUCAAGCAAGUUAAUUCAGCAGCGAACAUGGACAUCAAAAGCCCUGACAGUCUGUCUGCAGAGACCGUGUGAGCUCCAGUCUGCAGUGAAAACCAGCCAGUACAGCUUCUGUACCAAGGCAGGAACAUCUUGUGAAGAUGAAUACCCUCCACUGCCGGCCUACCAGACUGAUCCAGAACCAGAGAAGAAGGACGUGUUCAUUGUGCAGGUUAAAGGCUUACCUUGGUCGUGCUCGGUUCAGGACCUUCUGCAGUUCUUCUCAGAGUGUAGGAUCCGUGAUGGUGAGAAGGGAAUUCAUCUCCCUCUGGACCGGAUGGGGAGGCCGUCAGGUCGAGCCUUCUUGGAGCUGGAGCACGAGGAGGACGUCAGUAAAGCUCUGGAGAAGCACCGGCAGUACCUCGGUCCACGCUAUGUUGAAGUGUAUGAAGUGUCCAACUGUGAUGCAGAAGAUCUGAAGAAUACCAUCCAGACUCCAGCUGAGGACGGGGUGGUCCGGCUCAGGGGUCUUCCUUUCAGCUGCAAUGAGGCAGACGUGGUGCAGUUCUUCUCAGGUUUAGAUAUCGUGCAGAACGGAAUCACCUUAGUGAAAAAUACCAAAGGGAAGAAUUCUGGAGAGGCCUACGUGCAGUUUUCCUCUCAAGAAGCGGCCAAUAAAGCCCUACAGAGAGACCGAGAGGUCAUCGGGAAUAGAUACAUUGAGGUGUUCCCCAGCAAACGUGCAGAGAUUCGUACUGAAUGGCAAAGGAGGUCGAGUUCAUCCUCUCCUCAAACCAGCUAUCAAAUGCCCCUAAACCAGGCCUACCCUAGAACUGGACUCCGUCAGAGCUCGGCCCCCCCAGUUCAUUUCAUCCACAUGAGAGGACUUCCCUUCCAGGUUUCCGGAGAAGACAUUGUAGAGUUUUUCUGUCCCCUGAAGGUCUCAAAGAUCCUGAUCGAAUGUGGUCCUGAGGGGAGGCCGAGCGGAGAGGCUGACAUUUUCUUCAGCUGCCACCAGGACGCCACCACUGCCAUGACCAAAGACAGGCAGCACAUGGGAGAAAGAUACAUCGAGUUAUUCCUGAACUCUGCUCCAGACUGUAAUGGAAGGUGAAUGUCGACACAAAGAUGCCAAACACAUAAAUUGGACUCUUGUAUUUAUUCAUCGGCCUGACAUGUACAUCGAACAACAAUAAAUUACCUGGAUGUUAAGACAAACUCUGCUGUCACUGACUGCCCUACAACAGGGGGUUAUUUAGGGUUUCUACAAAUAUAUAAUAUGAUAGAAUAUAUGAAGUCUCUCCACUGAAUCAUUUUGUACAUUUACGUAUAUAUCACUGUGAUCAUUUACACACACUCUGCUGGACAAACUGUUUUUUAUCCCCCCCAAGAAUUUUGUUAUGCAUUAUAUUUUCUAUAAAAAGUCUUGUAUUGGCAUAUAGUGUCAAAAUAUGUACUUUGAUAUUCAUGGGCGGAUAAUAUUGGCUGGUGCUUAUGUAUAUUUUGGGGCUUUUGCCUUUAUUUGAUAGGACAGUGAUAGAGAAGGAAACCAAGGAGAGAGAGUGGGGAAUGGCAUGCAGGAAAGGAGAAAGGAGCCACAGGUCAAACUCUAACCUGAAAGGACUACAACCUCCUUUUAUGAGGCGCAUCCUAACCGCACGGCCAUCUGCGCCCCUUUCAUAAUAACUUCAUAGUCAAUUAGUAAAAUAAUAAUUUACUUGCUUGAAAUCAUAAAUCAUGAUGAAGCAGAUACCAAACAGUCAGUUUUCAAAAUAAGGGAAUAGGUCAGUGGAAUAAGACAAAGCUCAAUAAAAAUAAUACAGUUAUUUCUAUAAAUUGGGUACACAUAAUUAAGUCAACUUUAACUGUCAAGAUACACCUGAAUGUCACCAGGUGAAAAAGAUAGAAAAAGAAGAGUUUGAUAGAGGCAGUGGGGGAAAAAACUGAAAAGAAAAAUACAAAAAGAGAUGACAAGUAAGGGAUGAUGGGGACAAUGAAAGGGACAUUACUGCGUUGAAGUAUUACUUCAAAUCCAAAGGUAGGCUGUUAUGCAACUUAUUGAAUGCCAACUCCCUUUAAAAACCAACAAAGAAGAAGAAUGCCUGCAGGUGAAGUGAGAGUUAUUGUUCUUGGCAGACAAAAUAUUGACAUCAGCACCAUCAUUGGAAAAAAUACAAUUAGGUGUUGUUCAUGAUACAGUAUAUUUAGUUUUGGAAAUCACUGAGCAUGGUGAACUCAAAACUCCAAAAAGCUUCAACAUGUAGAAAUCUACUGAAAAGGAGGAAUUACACUACACUGGUGGAAAAAGUAUUCACUUAACUAAGUCGUCCUUUAUUAGAUAGAUAUAUACUUUAUUGGUUCUUAGGGAUAUUCAAACAUUACUAUUAAAAACUAGAUUUGAGGGUGAAUGUUGUGUUGCCCUUCAAAAUAAAAGGUCGCUUUGAGUGGUGAAAAACAUUGCAGAAGGAUCUUUUUUUUGAUCUGAAAUAUGUUGAAGUAGAAAAAGGAAUCGGGGGGGGGGGGGUGCUGCUUAUCUUUAAUAAUUUAAAAUGUCCUCUAAAAUACUUCAUGAAAGAAAACACACGAGUAAAAGUGAAUAAAAGUUUAUUGAUCAAAGAA
This is a messenger RNA of Labrus bergylta (ballan wrasse), 2913 nucleotides long. It is a transcript of the gene grsf1, whose product is annotated as G-rich RNA sequence binding factor 1. Lineage: Eukaryota; Metazoa; Chordata; Actinopteri; Labriformes; Labridae. The record is from RefSeq and is a predicted model, not a curated record. Gene Ontology annotation, molecular function: RNA binding. Gene Ontology annotation, cellular component: ribonucleoprotein complex.